UUAGUUCUUGAGGGGUGGACUGGGUGGACAUCGACGCGUUACGUUGGCUGUGAGGUGUGUGUUAUUUACAAAGAAUGUUACGUUACGAUAAUCAAAGUAAUUCUGCACAAAAUCCUUUUUCCGGGUCGUCCGACGACGAUACUGGUUAUGUUAGUAAAAAGGGUUCGAGCAGUCCAACAAGCGAAUUCGACGAUUCAAUUCAAGCGAUGUGCGAUAUUUACGGACAGACACCACCGAGAACUCGUCUGAAUCGCAAGAAACGUUACAUGAAGCAGAAGUUCGGGGGGGAAACGAGAUCUUUAGAAAAAGAAGCUCCAUCGAAAGCAACGAUUCGCAGACGAAAUACUCUAGAUUCUAUCAUUUUUAACGAAAUGUGCGAUAAAGCAGACAAAGAUUGCGCAAACGACGUGAAUGAUGAAAUAGUGAAGGAUCGAAAAUCUAAACGGAGCCUGAAAGUGUUGCGAGGAAGCGAGAGGGACUUAAAACUUGAUAUGGAUGCGGCUUAUAGUUAUGCUGAAAAAUUUGAUCAUUGCCAAGCGACGACUCCUAAUCAUAUGAAGAUUGAAACUCGAAAUAGGUUUCGCAGUCUUCGAUCGAAGCCUGUUGAUAUAGAAGAGAAAAAGGCUGAUUUUAAUAUUUAUGACCUAGGUUUAAUUUUGGACGAUAAGGAACCAAACACGCAAUCACCGAAAACGCAAAGUCUUACAGAACGAAAAAUAUUUCAUGAUACAUUUUCCUUUUUAAUUACAUUGGGAAGUACUGAACGUAAUUGUCGACGUCAAAUGAGUCAUGAAGAAACCCGUUGGCAAAACGAAUUGAAAGAUUUGAUCUGGCUAGAGUUACAAGCUCAUCAUGCUGAUCGCAGUCCAAUGGCUCAAGAUGAAUACCUUUGUAAACAACGUGAGGCUGUGGAAGGUUUACUUAAAGAAAUAUUGUUUUACAGAUAUGAUCCUAUUGCAAGUGUCAAAAGUACUAACACGCCUUGGAUCAACGUAACAACGUGCAUCGACCAGAUGACAAAUCUUGGAUUAAGUCCAAACAUAGAAUUAGGUAUUUGCCCAGGAUGCCUCUCGAUGUAUUGCAGAGCAUGCGCUCGAGCGCAAGGAGAAGCGUUGCAGCAAAUAGAAGGCUUAUUAGCCAGAUUAGAGGCAGCAGAAGCACUUUAUCCUUCAUCGCAAGCUUUCGCUGCCUAUUAUCCUUUGUAUAAAAGUACUGAAUUUACUGAUAGAGUAAAAGCAAUGUGUCUUUGGUAUAAUAUGACUAAACACCAUCGCCUCAAGUUACAAAUACUGGGAAAAUUACUUAUGAUGCUCCAUACAAGGAAAAAGAUUGAUGAUACCGGAGAUUCUGGUAUAAGUUCACGUUCUUCGGAUAUGACCGACUCUUCGGAGCAUAGACAAACAUUAGUACGGUUUGAAAUAGCUAAUCAAGAAGACAAUUCCAGUCCGACCGAUAGUAAUAACAGCAACAAUUCCUCUAUUGGUCUAUCCUUUGCACAGUCCUGGCCCUCUACACCCGAAACUUCAUUCACAUGCGUGGAUGACGAUAAAACAGAUCGACUAGACUUUUACCUAGUCGAGUUUGAUCGACAUGCUUACAGAAAGUACAUCGAAGAUGUACUAAAAACUAGGGGUUUGAGAAAGAGUCUAAAUUUUCUUGAGAGACUACAUACUUGCGUUUUAAGGAAAGCAAGACUGACAUUAGAGAAAGGUGAUGUGAAUGAAUCUACUAAUGAGGAAUAUGAAGGUGACGAGGAGUUGCGCCGCUAUGGUGCAUGGAGUCCCGAAGCAAGAGUUUUGAAUCUUCCAUCCUACCGGGCUGCGUUUGUCUUUUUAUCUCGAGUUCCUUUGGAUGUUGUUCACGAAUUUCUGAGAAUGAGAUUAGAACAAAAACCAGUACAACCUAGUCCAUUAUCUGUUCGACAACUGAUGCGCGAACUUAGGGAAGGUCUUAAAAUUGCGUGUAUCCAUCGCGACAGAUUUGCUGCACAUACCUGUGCAGCAAUCGCAAGUGAAAAUUGCGAGAAUUUAUUUUUACAGUGCGUGAAGGAUUUCGAUGAAAGUUUAAAAGCUGUUUUUGAAGUUUAUCUUGAUUAUCUACAGCAGUGGGUAGAAAUGGUACAGCAUGAUAGUUUUCAUAAAAAUUUGAUUAUGGACGAGUGGAUAUUCGUAAAAUCGAUAGCUGGGGAUGUGCUAAAUGGAUACGAAAUCGCUGGAGCUAAAUUUUGUGCGAUUGCGAAAACCAUGAUUCAGCAAGUUAAUGAGUUUCUCAAUGAAAGACCUCGAGAAAUUCAGGAAACCAUGGAAGAUUGGACUGAUGAUCAGUACUCCGAUAGAUUUCAGCUUAUGUCUGUUGGUCGUGAGUGGCAAAGCAUGUUUGUAGAAGCACGUGAAAAAGUUGUUAAAAGUAUUACGCUUGCAAGGUGCUUAAAAUGUGAUAUUGAAAAGUGGUCUAUUUUUAGUACGAAAGUGGACGAGUCAUUGACAAUUUUGAAGGAAACAGUUAUGGAUCUUAGACACGACAUUACAAAUAUAAUUCUCAAUUUUCAACGUGAUCUUAAAAAAGCAAAGGAGCCGUGUACGGAAUGUGAGCGGUCUGCAAUGCAUUCGAGAGUAAGAGAAAUACUUCAUCAAGCUUAUCGGAUGGGUUUUGAUUAUUAUAAAGAAACGUGUAAAUUAUUCGCGCUUGAAGAAAAAGCGAUUCUGGCCCGAAGUUUAGUUUCUUUUGCGUUUUUGUGGAUGGAAUUUGUCAGGACACGGUGUGAACGUGGAAGAGGUUUAAGACCUAGGUGGGCAAAUCAAGGUUUAGAAUUUCUAAUCACAGUGUGCGAACCUCAUAAUACCAAACAUUUAACUGACCAAGAGUUCGAGGAGUUGAAAACUAGCAUGGAUCGUUGCAUUUCACAUGUUGUUGGAAGCGCGAAUACCGUUACAAACAUCGAAACAGAAAACAUAAAAAAAUUAUCUCAUUCAAGAGCAUCUUCACCUUGUCACACUAGAAGUAGAGCAGCAAGUAUAAGCUUGUCCCAAAAACCUAAAGAUGCUCUUAGAUCACCUGAAAUAUCAUCCAAUUCCAAAAAAGCUUUGUCGCCAACCGUGGUAAAUGGAAUUGUGAACACCGUAAUAAAUACAUCUGAGCCCGUUGUUCCGCGACAAGAAAGAAUUAAUCAAGCCAUAAUAAAGUUAGAAGUCGAAAUUGAUGAGAAAUUGAAGGGUCGCGAGCUCAUUGGACAAGUUACAGACCGAAAAGCUGUUGACAGAGUUCGCAUUAAAGCGAGAAGAGUUACUUUUACUUGGCAAAGGGGUAUUAAAAUAGGACAAGGAAGAUUCGGUAAAGUCUACACCAUAGUCAACAAUCAAACUGGUGAGUUGUUAGCUAUGAAAGAGGUUCAAUUGCAACCUGGGGAUCAUAGGGCGAUUAGACGUGUCGCCGAGGAGUUGCAAAUAUUUGAAGGAAUUCAAGAUAAACAUUUAGUACGAUACUACGGAUUAGAAAUUCAUCGUGAGGAAAUGUUAAUUUUUAUGGAAUUUUGUGCUGAGGGAACUUUAGAAAGUUUAGUAGCCGGCAGUGGUAAUGGUCUACCAGAAUCAUUAGUGAGAAAAUAUACCUAUCAGCUACUUUCCGCAGUAACAGUACUUCAUUCGCACGGAAUAGUACAUCGUGACAUUAAAACGGCGAAUAUCUUUUUGACGGAUGAAGGCAAUUGCUUAAAACUUGGUGAUUUCGGAAGCGCUGUACAAAUAAAGGCGCAUACCACUAUGCCGGGAGAAUUACAAGGUUUUGUUGGCACCCAAGCUUAUAUGGCGCCAGAAGUAUUUAUGAAGUCAGAAAGUAGCGGCCACGGUAGAGCCGCUGAUAUUUGGUCGGUUGGUUGCUGCGUUAUCGAGAUGGCAAGUGGUCGAAGACCUUGGUCAGAUUAUGAUUCUAAUUAUCAAAUCAUGUUUAAGGUAGGCAUGGGCGAGACACCAAUGUUACCAAAGAAUCUUUCCACCGAAGGCAUCGAGUUAGUUAUGAAAUGUUUACAACAUGAUCCGAAAAAGAGAUGGACGGCAAGUGGUUUACUCACACUUCCGUUUGCACAGACGGAUGAAGAUUUUAAUACUGACUUAUCAGCCUCACGUUAUCAAGCGUAAUAUUGUAAAUGUUUAUUUGUAGAUUAUAUCAGUUUAGAAAUAUCAAAAAUCUCGUUAGAUUAACUGUGGUGUUAAUUCGGAUAUAUUUACAUUACACCAAUUUUAUUCGGCCGUUCUAUAUGAAUAUUUUUACAUUUUUAUUGUAUAAAUAAUUUGCUAGUUCCUAGGAAAAUGUAGAUAUACAAAGAAUAAUGUAGGAACUAGGAAGAUAAUUUGUCAAAUCCGUUUACGAAAAAUGGUACUAAUAGAGAUGCCACAAGGAAAGUUAUUGUUAACUUAUAAACCUAUUUUUAAUACUGUUGUAAAGAAUAGCAUAGAAGCAGCAAUUUAAAUAAGUCAAUUUUUAACAUUCCCACCUUUGAAAAAGGUACUUGCAUAAUAUAUUCGUGUAUUUUAAAUUAUUUCUUGCAAUUUGUUCUUUUUUUUUAAACAACAAGUCAAAUGCUGUACUGUGAUUGCCAUAAACGUUGUAUUGUACAAAAAUUGGAAAUAAAGAUGAGAGGUAGUGUUACAA
Messenger RNA from Ceratina calcarata, 4647 nucleotides. RefSeq names its product mitogen-activated protein kinase kinase kinase 4 (gene Mekk1). Gene Ontology annotation, biological process: MAPK cascade; protein phosphorylation. The transcript is spliced from 18 exons. Gene Ontology annotation, molecular function: ATP binding; protein kinase activity. Lineage: Eukaryota; Metazoa; Arthropoda; Insecta; Hymenoptera; Apidae. Bases 75 to 4133 code for a protein of 1352 amino acids. The record is from RefSeq and is a predicted model, not a curated record.